AGUGCCGCGCAUCACAAGAUACAUCUAUCUCUCAGACUAACAUUACUGAAUCAUCUAUGUAUUUUCAUUAGAUCUUACAAAUUGUAUCCUAAUUUAAUUUUUUACAAACUUUUUUACCGAACUUUCGUUGUAUUUUGAGGACCUAAUAUAAACACAUCAUGGAAGCGGAUGGCCCCUCCUCUGGAGUGGAUCAGGAUCAGAGUGGUGGCAACAGUCCCCAGGAGGGAUCUGUUGUGCCGGCAGUGCCUGGCGGACAAUACGGUGGCGCCCAUCUUAAUGUGGAUGAAGACCGGAAACUGCAGGUCCGAAGACAACUGUUGUUGCUCAUCCAUGGCCACUGGUGCCGCCAAGAGGACUGCCCCAUCCGAGAUUGCUGGUUGAUUAAAACGGUGCUGGGCCACAUGACCACUUGUUCACGAGCCUUGGACUGCCCCUGGGAUCGUUGUUUCUGUUACCGGACGACCCUGUUGCACUACAGGAACUGCAGAGACCGUGUCUGCAUUAUUUGCUCCAUAAACCAACGACGGGCUAUUGUCAUUCCCGUAACUAAAUACUUAAAUUAAAAGCAAAUCGAAUCAUUCGUUAAUUACCAAAGAUAUAAACUAGAAUAUCCAUUAAAAGUCAUUGCUUUUAUCGUU
This is a messenger RNA of Drosophila subpulchrella, 638 nucleotides long. RefSeq names its product histone acetyltransferase p300-like. Lineage: Eukaryota; Metazoa; Arthropoda; Insecta; Diptera; Drosophilidae. The record is from RefSeq and is a predicted model, not a curated record. Gene Ontology annotation, molecular function: histone acetyltransferase activity; chromatin DNA binding; transcription coactivator activity. Gene Ontology annotation, biological process: positive regulation of transcription by RNA polymerase II. Gene Ontology annotation, cellular component: histone acetyltransferase complex; transcription regulator complex. The coding region runs from base 159 to 563 and encodes 134 amino acids. The transcript is spliced from 2 exons.